Molecule: messenger RNA, 828 nt
Organism: Suncus etruscus (white-toothed pygmy shrew)
Lineage: Eukaryota; Metazoa; Chordata; Mammalia; Eulipotyphla; Soricidae
Gene: KCTD14
Product: potassium channel tetramerization domain containing 14
Exons: 3
Coding region: 1-828 (275 amino acids)
Biological process (GO): protein homooligomerization
Molecular function (GO): protein binding
Source: RefSeq, a predicted model, not a curated record
AUGAGCCAGACCCCCGCGUACCGGUCCAGCAGGCCGGGCUCGACCGAGCCCACGGUCGACUCCAGCCAUGCAACCCCGCAGUUUGAAGGUGCAAGUGGGGUGCUCCGGGGUGCCACGUACCUGGCAGGCUCAGGCCCCGCCCUGCCCGGCCAGAUCGUGCCAUCUCGGAGACUGGUGCAGCUGAACGUGGGGGGCGUGCGCUACACGACCACCGUGGACACCCUGAGAAAGCACCCCAGCUCCAAACUGGCUGAGAUGCUCAGCCACCCAGCUGCGGCACCCCUGGAUGCCCAGGGUUGCAUCUUCAUCGACCGCCCUGGUGCGCACUUUGGCCCCAUCCUGGACUACCUGCGCUGCGGGGAGCUGCCAUCGCAGAACCUGUCUGCGGUGUACAGGGAGGCCCAGUUUUACCAACUGGAACCCCUGGUCAAGUGGCUGGAGGAAACCCCCGAGUUGUUCGGGGAGCAGGUGGCCCGAAAGCAGUUCGUGCUGCGCGUGCCGGGCUAUGGCGAGAACCUGGAGCUGCUGGUGCGCCUGGCACGCGCAGAGGCGGUGGCCGCGCGCCACUCCAAGGUGCUGGUGUGCGCCAUGCAGUCGGAUGGCGAUGCUGCCCGCUGUGCCGACAGCCUGCGACAGCUGGAGGACAGAGGCUCCGUGGUCAAGUUCGGGCCCUGGAAAGCUUCCCCGAGCAUCAGGGACCUCCUGGAUUGCGUGCUCAGGGACCUCCAGAGUCAGGGUUACCGUGUCACCUACCAGGCUUCCCCCGAGACAGUGUCCAGGGGCAAGGUCGGGGAUCACUUCUACACCUUCCUCUUCACCUGGUGGUGA